Messenger RNA from Thamnophis elegans (Western terrestrial garter snake), 6896 nucleotides. It is a transcript of the gene BACH2, whose product is annotated as BTB domain and CNC homolog 2. The transcript is spliced from 6 exons. Gene Ontology annotation, molecular function: RNA polymerase II cis-regulatory region sequence-specific DNA binding; DNA-binding transcription factor activity, RNA polymerase II-specific; protein binding. NCBI's taxonomy places the organism in Eukaryota, Metazoa, Chordata, Lepidosauria, Squamata, Natricidae. The record is from RefSeq and is a predicted model, not a curated record. Gene Ontology annotation, biological process: regulation of transcription by RNA polymerase II. Bases 780 to 3257 code for a protein of 825 amino acids.
CAGCGGCGGGAGGAGGAGGAGGAUGAUGUCAGCCUGCGAAUGUCAACAAUGUAGCGAUUGAGGCGAGUAGGCGGCGUUCCUUUGGGAAGAGCGCGAGCCACGGGGAGAGUCCGCGCAGCCGACAGAACAGGGGCUGCAGGAGCAGCGACGAGCCGCCGCCUUGCGCAGAGACGGUCCCCGAAGCGCUCCCGCGACAGAGCAAUUUCUGUCUGGCUCCCCUUCCCACCCACCCCCAACACUCUCUCUCCCCUCACCCUUCUUGCUGCAGCCUCCGCCUCCUCCUCCUCCUUUCUCCUCUAGUUUCCCUCUUCCACCUCCCCGCCCCCUCCCUUUUAUAUGCAUAUGUGUUACUUUCCCCCCUCCCUUUCCCCCCUUUUUUCUCUGCAAGACUUUGCCUCGGGAAGCAGCAGCAGCAGCUGGGUUUGUUUUUGGUCGCCGCCGCCGCCGCUCCUGCUGAUUUGUUGCAAAGCAAUCGGCUUGUGACUCUUUCGAUGCACGUUUUUCGCCAGAACCGCCUCAGCAAACCGGAGCCCUCAAAAAGAAGAUUGGGGUCGGCUCUCUUCGCCCCUUUCGAAAAACACUGGCGGGAAACGCGCGGAGGCAGCGAAAGUUACGGUGCUAGAGAUUGCUGAACAGCCAGAAGAUCGUCCUGUGAAUUUUUCAGGGUUCAUAUCUUCAUGGAUUUCUGUAAUCAAUUAAUUUCUCCGUAUAUCCACUUCCCUGUUUCUUGAGAGUAUUAGCCAGCACAGAUUCUGGGAAAAUUACAUGGUGUGAACGGAAUGUCUGUGGAUGAGAAGACUGAAUCCCCCAUGUAUGUGUAUGAGUCAACAGUCCAUUGUACCAAUAUCCUCCUAUGCCUCAAUGACCAACGGAAGCAGGAUAUUCUCUGUGACGUGACUUUGAUUGUGGAGGGCAAAGAAUUCCGAGCCCACCGAGCUGUGCUGGCUGCAUGCAGCGAAUACUUCUUGCAGGUGUUAGUCGGGCAGACAGAAAAUGACCUGGUUGUCAGUCUGCCAGAAGAGGUCACUGCCAAGGGAUUUGGUCCGUUGUUGCAGUUUGCCUACACUGCUAAGCUAUUACUCAGCAGAGAGAACAUACAAGAGGUCAUCCACUGUGCCGAAUUUCUACGUAUGCACAACCUGGAGGAUUCCUGCUUCAGCUUCCUCCAGACCCAACUGCUGAACAAUGAAGAUGGCCUGUUCCUGUGCAAAAAGGAUCUCACCUAUCAGCGGAUGCAUGAAGAUGAGAACUCGGAGGGAGAAGAGGAAGAAACUAUGGAGUCAGAGACUUCAAAGAUAUCUUGCUCAAGAGAGAGAAUUCACUCGGAGCCCUUUGACUUUGAACCCGCCACGUCUGGAGCCAGUAAGGAGGAAGGGAUGCUGCCAGACCCUGAAAUACUGGAUGAUGGCAAGGAUAGUUUGGAUAAAGAAGUAGUAACACGGUACCCCAGGUAUAAGAAAUACCAGCUAGCUUGUACCAAGAAUGUCUACAACGCAUCACACGUUAGUACCUCAGGUUUCACAAGCACAUUCAACGAAAAAGGUUCAGGUGAUGACCUCAAACCAGAACUUGGUGUCGGGCAAAUUAAAAGUGAGCCUAGGAAUGAGGAAAACAAUGAAGAAAACAUCACACUUUGCCUCUCUGGAGAUGAGACUGGUGUCAGGGAUAAAGAAGAGGAUAUUGAAAUGGACCGAAAGCAGCCAAGUCCCAAUGGAUCUGGAAGGUCUAAAAAUAGUUCCUCUCCUUCCUGCCUAAGAUCUUUCUUCAACCGAACAAAAACUGUAGACGUAGAUGGCUUCCCAAGUACUUCCCAACAGCACUUUGCCAGAAAUCCAGCAUGCCCUUUUGACAAGGGGACAACUCAGGGUGACCAUAAAGCUGAUUAUGUCCCUUUUGUGGGCAGUUAUGGGCUCUCCCAAGGUGUUCAGAAGGAUGCUUCCAGUUUUACAGUGGGAUCACCUCUAAGAGGUCCUGGCUUUGUUGAAGGUCUUUGUAAGCAGGAAGGUGAAGUGGACAGGAGGACUGUUAUAUUCUCUUCAAAUGUUUGUGACCAAGUAAACACUUCGGUGCAUUCAUAUUCUGGCAUGAGCAGCUUGGAUAAAGAUCUCACCGAGACUGUGCCAAAAGGUCUGUGGGCAGGAAGCAGCCAAUCUCUUCCCAGUUGCCAGACCUAUGCCCAUAUUGGACAAACAGCUGACCACUUCCCAGGACGGAUGCGACCCAACACCAGCUGCCCAGUGCCAAUUAAAGUUUGUCCUCGGUCUCCUCCUCUGGAAACCAGAACAAGGACCUCCAGUUCAUGUUCCUCCUACUCUUACGCAGAGGAUGGCAGCGGUGGUUCUCCCUGUAGCCUGCCUCUGUGUGAGUUUUCAUCUUCCCCCUGUUCUCAAGGAGCUCGAUUCCUGGCCACUGAGCAUCAGGAGACGAGCAUGAUGGGAGAUGGAAUAUACAGCCAAGUCAGACCCCAGAUAAAAUGUGAGCCAUCCUAUGGAACAAACUCUAGCGAUGAGUCUGGAUCGUUCUCUGAAGCAGACAGUGAGUCAUGUCCUGUGCAAGACAGAGGACAUGAGGUGAAACUUCCCUUUCCUGUAGAUCAAAUCACAGAUCUUCCAAGGAAUGAUUUCCAGAUGAUGAUAAAGAUGCACAAAUUAACCUCAGAGCAAUUGGAAUUUAUCCAUGAUGUUCGGCGGCGCAGUAAAAACCGAAUUGCUGCCCAGCGCUGUCGCAAGAGAAAACUGGACUGUAUUCAGAAUUUAGAAUGUGAAAUCCGCAAAUUGGUUUGUGAGAAAGAGAAACUUCUCUCAGAAAGGAACCAGCUGAAAGCAUGCAUGGGAGAGUUAUUAGAUAAUUUCUCCUGCCUUUCCCAAGAAGUCUGCCGAGAUAUGCAGAGCUCCGAACAGAUCCAAGACCUUCACCGAUACUGCCCUGUGCUCAGGCCUAUGGAUCUUCCAACAGCAGCUAGUAUCAACCCUUCAUCAGGUGGAGUGGAGCAAAAUGUAGUGACAUCCCAGUGCAUCGGAGAAGGCUUGCAGUGUUGUUCAGAACAAAGCCCAGUGCAGCAGCUGGGAGCCCACUGGCUACCCAACAACAUUUCUGACAAAUGUGCUGCAAGAGGACUGGAUGGAGUUGACCAAGUUACUUAUUCUGAGCAGGAGCUCCCUCCAGAGCAGAACAACCAAGCAGUGACCAUGGAUUUCUGUCAGGAAAUGACUGAUAAGUGUACAACAGAUGAGCAGCCUAGGAAGGAGUACACCUAGUGUUCGGUAUACCUUUUACAUCACACCUAGCAAGGUCUCUUCAGUCAGUCAGUAGCCACGAUCAUUUGUUGUCUAUAUUGAAGAUCAUACUUGGUGCACACUACAGUGGUCUUAGCAGCAAUACUGUUUUUAAGUAUUCCAUCCUCUCUACAAAGCAGGAGUUUAACUUCUUCACUAUGGUGCUAUCCCAUGCUCAGGCAGGGGAACAAAGCAGUGGCAACACUGUCUGAUUCUUUUUUAUUGUUGUUGUUAUUGUUACUGUAUUUUAAUUUCAAUAUUCAACAGGGAUGGACAUAACACCUCUGAGGAUCCAAACGCAGCUUUUUCUCAGUGGCCCAUGUCACAAAACCCUAACUCAGGAAUUUCCUCUGAAUGUUCAAUUUUUCAUUGAAGACAGCUUCUUUACACAUCAAAGUUUUAUAGCUAAACUGUACAUAUAUACAUAUAUAUAUAUAUAUAGUAUAUAUAUAAAAAUAUAUAUCCAUAUGCAAAAAAAAAAAAAACCCUGCAUGGCUCAGAAUUUCCUCAUGAAAACAACUGGAAUUUUAAAUUUCUAUUGUAUAAAAAAUUCCAACAUUCCUUUCUUGGUCUAUGCUAGAAGUAACUUGUAUAUGUUUUAAUAUUUUCCCCCACCACUCAGUUCACUGUUCAGCAAUAUCAUCUAGUUUGUACUUUAUUUAUAAAGUUUCAAUGUUGGAAGCUUCUUUGAAUUUUUAAUCUGGGACAGUGUUGGUGGCACCCCUAACUUUUUCUGCCCGUUUGAGCAAAGUGGGUUUUAUUCUUAUCUUUCUCACAGAUACUGUAUAGCAAUGGUCAAUUUUGCCACUUGCACUGAGUUUUGGAUCAAACCUCAUUUCAUAAAUGAAGUUGUGACUUUGGUAUAUUUCAAAUAUUUUAUUCAUUGCUUUUUCCUUUAAUUCAACAAACUAGGAAAAACAAACCUCAGGAGUUGAUUAUGUAAUGAAUUAUUAGUCUUGCCAAAUAUGAAAUUCCUCUUAAUAGUGUGAAUUGGGCAUUUUUGGUAUUUAUCUUUGUUUAUCCCUUUUUUUUUCUUUUCCAAAUUAAGCCAAAUGGUAUAGUGCAGCGGUUCUCAACGUGUGGUCUGUGGACCUCGGGGGGGGGGGGGGCUAGGUCCUCACAGGGAGUCACGAAGGCUUGAAGAAUGAGUUAAAUCUUAUGAUUGAAAUCAUGAGUUAAGUCUUGGUGGUUUGUGGUCAUAGUCUGUGGCCACAAAAGGUAUUUAAAAGGGGUGUGUGGUAAAGAAAAGGUUGAGUGUACAUUACCAAUGCUGAGAACUAAGGCAGCUUUCUCCAUCUUGGAUAUGGUGACUGGAAAUAGUGAAAGUUGUGCAGUGCAUCCGAAGGAUACCAAGCUGAGGAAAGAUGGUGUAAGGCAAAAUUGCUUCGAUUCAGUGGCUUUAUGUCAAUCAGCAAAGCUUAAAUCAAGGCCUCCACUCCAGAUCUUAACUUGUGUUACUAGUGUUUAUUUUUUUUCCUCCAAUGGUUCUACUGGCUUCGCUGUAUAAUCCCCCUUAAUGCUGCCUUAACACAGAUGCCGAUUGCAGUGAUAUAUUAGGAUUUACUAUUCUGGCCUGUACUGGCAUCAGUUCUAAACUGCUGAUUCAGUUGCUCUGAGAAAUGAAAAACAGCAUCCAUUCACAGAAUGGCAGAGAACAGAGAACCGUAUUUAGAGCAAUCGUGAAUCUUAAAAAGUUGAAAAAUAUCUCCUUGUCAACAAUAGAAUAUUGACCAAUAUAGAAGACAUGAAAUGUGAGUGAAGGAAUAGUUGCUAAAAUAUUGAAACCUCAGUAAUCCUUGACUUACAACUGGUCCUCACAUGACCAUGGCAACAUCUCGAGGAUCACAUAAACCUAAUUUGGGCACAUGGUAACCAGCAUGUAUUAACAGCGGCUGCAGUGACUUGAGGUCACAUGCUUGCCAUUUCCAAUCUUCCCAGGGCACCUUUGACAAGCAAAGUCAAUUGGGGAAGCCAAAUUCACUUUAAUGAUCAUAUAAUGCACUUAACAUCUGAGGUGAUUCACAUAACCAUGCCAAAAAGUCAUAACAUCAGGCGCAACCUGCUUCACAACCAUCUUGUUUAGCAAUGGAAAUUUCGACCCCAAGUGUGGUUAUAAAUUGAGGACUACCUACCUGUAUAAAAACAUUCACUCAACUCUAGCUGAUUUGCAUUGAACAAUGAUUAUGCAAAAUUACUUCCAAACAUAACUACUCCCUCUCAUGAAAACAUUUUUCCUAUUGAAGUAUUGUACAGGUAAUCCUCAACUUACAACGAUUCGUUCAGCAAAUCACCCUCUGAGGCACCCCAUGCUUUGCCUGAUGCCUGCAUGAGAAGAGUGAGGAGAAGAGUGGGUGCCUUGCUUAAUGAUGGCAACAACUUAAUUCUGGGCUCCAAUGUCGUAGGUCGAGAAGUACCUGUAAAUGGAAAUGAUCUGAAAGGAGCAUUGAUGUAAUUUCAAUGCAUGCCAACAAGAUUUAUGCAGGAUAUUUCUUUCUGGUGGAUUCUGUCCUUCUGUUUUUAAAGAUUACUUUUUACUUUCACUAUAACCUUCUCUGCAUUAGAAGGUUAUUGUGAAAUGUUAUGGUAUUAGGCUGUAUUCUAAGGUGGCAUUUAUCAUUUACAGAUUGGUCUUGUUUAUUGUGUAUUAGACCUUAUGGAAUAACCACGCACAGUGUCGAGGCAGACAGCUUUUCUGAAUGCCACGGACAACACUUUCCUCAAAGAUACUGUUUACAUUCAGAGACAGUCCCUCACUCAGCAAAGCAGCAUUGUUUUCCCAGCAGAGGAAUCAGCAUCUUUUUCAAAUGAGGGGUAGGCAGACAAAUAGCUGUUCCUGUUCCUGCGGUAGACUCCACAUUCAUUGUACUCUUCCUGCAGCGUAUUCUACAUUUAUUGACUGAAAAGGGUGAGGGCAUCCCUAUGUAGGAUGGAGAUACUAUAUGUUUAGCAUAUAUUAUUUAAAUAUUAAGCAUUUGUGUAAAACGAAUAAACUUAUUACUAACUGUAGAGUAAUGUUUUAGAUGGGGACUUCCUUUGAAAAUAUAACUUUUCAAAUAAAAUAUUUGGGGUGAGGAAUUAUGUAGAUAUGAAGGGUAGGCGUUGUAAAUCAGUUGACUUUGCAGAACUCUUGACUGCUUCACAGAGAACUUAACUUCAGUGAUUACAGUCAGUGAUGGAAGCUAAGAUUUCAAGCAACAUGUGAAUGUCAUUAUAUUUUUCACAGCCAUUGAGAAUACUUCAUUUUUUAUCCUGUUGGCAGUAUUGUUCAAUACUUUAUUUUUUGUUUUAAUAGCUGUAAGUGGCCUCUAAGUUGUAUUUUUUGUGGGUAUACAAUUCAGGAUGUUCCAGAUGGAGAACUCCUUUUUACUAUCCAUCAUUAUUUGGCUAUUUUUUUAAAACUUUUUCUUUCGAACAAUGAAAGAAAUGAUAGGAAGGGAAAAUAAAGAAGAAAUAGAAAGCAUGAUUGUACAUAGAGAUUCCCUCCCUUCAAAUAAAAUUUCAUAAGCAGGGCUAAGUAGCUACAAAAUAAAAGCUUCGGUUCCACCACCAAACCAUGGACGACAAAAUCGCGCUCGACGAAAGCACGUACGUGAUGUCAUCACAGCGCGAUGAAAACAUCGC